GAGAGGAGAGGAGGGAAAUGAUGUGCGCAGCUUUCUCCGAUCAUCUCCUCCGUCAGGUGACUCAGGUUCCCGCCGGCCUCCGGCUUCCACCCGCCUCUGGACGAAAAUGCACCAGAUCUGUUCCUUUCCUCUUUCGACGACCUCUCUCGGGGAGAAGAUGCGCUGCGGCUAGCGGCUCGGUGGAACCGGCCACCGCUGGCGCCGACGCAAAGGCGCUGGUGGAAUUCCUCUACGACGACCUCCCCCACCUCUUCGACGAGCAAGGGAUCGACCGGACCAUGUACGACGACCGCGUCGUGUUCCGUGAUCCCAUCACGAAGCACGACACCAUCGACGGGUACCUGUUCAACAUCCGCCUCCUCAAGCUCCUCUUCCGCCCUAAUUUCUAUCUCCACUUCGUAAGGCAGACGGGACCCUACGAAAUCACUACACGAUGGACUAUGGCGAUGAAGUUUAUUCUUCUUCCAUGGAAACCAGAACUCGUCUUUACAGGAAUAUCCAUCAUGGGCGUCAACCCUCAAACUCAAAAGUUUCGCAGCCAUGUGGAUCUUUGGGACUCGAUCGAAAACAAUGACUAUUUCUCUUUUGAAGGUUUAGUGGACUUUCUGAAACAGCUGCGAAUUUACAAAACUCCAGACUUGGACACUCCUGAAUACUUGGUACUGAAGAGAACUGCAAAUUAUGAGAUAAGGAAGUAUAAACCCUUUGUGGUGGUCGAAACUAAAGGAGACAAGCUAUCUGGCUCAUCUGGCUUUAAUGAUGUAGCUGGGUAUAUCUUUGGCAAGAAUUCGUCAGCUGAAAAGAUCCCUAUGACCACCCCUGUGUUUACUCAGGCUAUUGAUGACAAAUUAUCAAAAGUUUCAAUUCAGAUUGUUUUGCCGAUGGACAAAGAUUUGGACAGGUUACCAUUUCCUACUGCUGAAGCUGUUAUCUUGAAAAAGGUGGAAGGUGGGAUUGCUGCAGUGACAAAGUUUAGCGGAAAACCAACUGAAGAGAUUGUGCUUGCUAAAGAGAAAGAACUACGGUCUGCGUUACUUAAAGAUGGUCUGAAUGCUCGAAGCGGGUGUUUGCUUGCACGUUAUAAUGAUCCUGGUAGCACAUACAGCUUUGUUAUGAGGAAUGAGGUGCUGCUAUGGCUAAAUGAGUUUUCACUGGAAUAGAAGUUGAGAUUGCUGCAGAGAGACUUCCAAUGGUUAUGGUCUCUUCACUGAUAUGAACCAGAAGUCCUCUUUUUCAAGUCCAUUCUCGUGUGCAAAGUUUUAGUUCAUUCUUUGCUCGUCCUCAUUUGAUCAAGAACUUGCUUUUGAAAUGAUAUUUGGAAGCUUUGAGAGAUUCCUUAGACUGUAUAUACAUAUAGUUGCAUAUUUGUUUCAUGACAUUAGGUUUGUUUUUGUUUUUUGUUGUGUCCUGUUUAUUAGGAAAAAAAAAUUGGGAAGAGCAAACAGAAGAGAAAAUUAGAAAUG
Zingiber officinale is the source of this 1463-nucleotide messenger RNA. RefSeq lists its product as uncharacterized. Lineage: Eukaryota; Viridiplantae; Streptophyta; Magnoliopsida; Zingiberales; Zingiberaceae. The transcript is spliced from 8 exons. Bases 18 to 1160 code for a protein of 380 amino acids. The record is from RefSeq and is a predicted model, not a curated record.